AUGAACCUUCUAAAUGGCCUGCCUUUAAUGUCUGAAGAGGCACAGUCUUGGAUUCAAUCCCUGGCCGGUGAAAGAGUGUCAGAUGAAACACUCCGAGCUCUACAACUUCCGUGGCAAAACCGUAACCAAAAGCUUGAAAGUGAUGGGACAUCCUACACAUGUUCUGAGCUUCCAAACCGGCUGUUGGUUGAGCAGUACGCUUCGAAAUAUUGUUCAUCGUUCGAAUGUCUUGUGUUUCCCGUGGUUAAGGCGCAAGUCCCUCGGAUUCUGCAUGAGAGCACCGCCGAAGGACUACAGGCUUUGGUUAUACUGAUUCAAUAUCACUACUUUAUUGGCGAUUUGCCUUCCGCUGAAGCCCUUGUUGCAGCUGCCAGUCGUCUCGUCUACGCUCUUGAGGCGCAUAUUCAACCAGGACCGCCCGUUUAUCGCAAGAGUAUUCCUGAAUGCCAUCUACGGGAUCUUUUCUGGUUAUGCUACUCUUUCGACAGGGAUAUGGCAUUAAGAACGGGCCAUCCGCCCACGAUCAACGAUGAACAUUGCGAUUUGACACUACCAAUGGGUUAUGAAGAACGACAAAACUCUAACAUCCUGAGCGAUGACAUUGAGAUCAACGAAUCCACUCUUCCUUUAUAUCCCUGGGACCCCCGGCUUUCUAGGAUCAAGUACUCCACCUACAAUGGUCUCUACUCUGUCCGCGCCCGUCGCAAAUCACAACCCGAGAUACUAGAGUAUAUCCGAGCUCUUGACGAAGCUCUAGAGCAAUGGAGGCAAUCUUUACAUCCCGAUUUCCGACCAACGUUGAGUUUCUCACCCGAGACGCCCAUCAACGCCAGAAUUAAUACGCAAGCCGUCAUGCUUCGUCUUGCAUACUAUCAUUGCGUCGCCAUGAUUCACCGAGCCGUCGUCCACUGCAGGGAGCUGCCGGAAAGUCCGCACAGCCGGUCGGGGCGCGUCGAGUCAAGUAUCAGUCUGUGCGUUGAUGCCAGCAGAUCUACAUUGACGUAUUUACGCAAGGCACUGCCCGUUGUGGAAGAUGAGUGUUUCUGGGUUGUUCUUUUCUAUCCCAUCACAGCGAUCAUGGUCAUGUUUUCAAGCGUGCUCGAAGACCCACUGAACAGUUCCAUAACGCAUGACCUAGAUAUCCUAGGCGAGGUCCCAGCAUUGAUCCGGCAGACUCCUAUCCGCGAAUUCACCAUCGCCGAGAUGAUUCACCUAGAGUCUCUAGCUGAUUUGACGGCCGAGUUAGCAAAGCUAGGGAGACUUGCUCAGGACAAAGCUUGCUCGAGCAUGGAAAGCUUGAACUAA
Molecule: messenger RNA, 1305 nt
Organism: Aspergillus affinis
Lineage: Eukaryota; Fungi; Ascomycota; Eurotiomycetes; Eurotiales; Aspergillaceae
Product: fungal specific transcription factor domain-containing protein
Exons: 4
Coding region: 1-1305 (434 amino acids)
Biological process (GO): DNA-templated transcription
Molecular function (GO): DNA binding; zinc ion binding
Source: RefSeq, a predicted model, not a curated record